Molecule: messenger RNA, 2370 nt
Organism: Phialemonium atrogriseum
Lineage: Eukaryota; Fungi; Ascomycota; Sordariomycetes; Cephalothecales; Cephalothecaceae
Product: Scd6-like Sm domain-containing protein
Exons: 4
Coding region: 423-2087 (554 amino acids)
Biological process (GO): P-body assembly; cytoplasmic stress granule assembly
Cellular component (GO): P-body
Molecular function (GO): mRNA binding
Source: RefSeq, a predicted model, not a curated record
GCAUAUUAUUCUCUUUUCGCAGUUCCCUUCAUUCCCAUUCAUACAUCAGAUAAGUCAAAGAUUUCACAUCCAAUCUCCAAUCUUAGCAGCAGAUCCAUAUCAGUCACAGCCUUGGUCGCCACAUUCAGCAUUCAAAGUGUGGCUGUGCUCUUGGUGAGGCUGAACUCAAGCCUCUCGCUUAUGCCUGAGGCCCACAAAUUUGCCCGUCGUUCAGCCUCCUCAUUCUCUGAACUUUUCACCUGCCCAUCCAACAGCCGUAUUACCUGGCAGGCAGCUUUCUUCCCCUCUACCCUCCGAAUUCAUUCACUCUGCAUCUCAACUUAAGUUCCAUCGGCACCUGAGCCCUCUUUUUUGGGUUUGAAUCGGUUCUUGACCCAAGUUAUUCUGGGCUUUUGAGCUCCCAAAACAUCCCUUCUCCAGCCAUGUCUGAAUUUCUGGGGUCUCGGAUUUCUCUCAUCUCUCGAAGCGACAUUCGAUAUGUCGGAAUCCUACACGAGAUCAACUCGACAGAGUCUACGGUUUCGCUUGAAAAUGUGAAGUCGUUUGGCACCGAAGGCCGGAAAGCCAAUACCGACGAAGAGGAAGUACCGCCAAAUGAUCAGAUUUACGAAUACAUCGUUUUCCGUGGUACCGAUGUGAAGGACCUAAGGAUCGAAGAAGGACCAAGCACCGUCAAGGAGAACAAGCCCCCGGCGGUGCCUAACGAUCCUGCUAUCGUCGGUGCCCGAGCUCGUCCUGGAAAUGUUCCUCCUCCUCCCCAUGCGAAUCACCAAGCCCCACCUGGUGGUCCUGGUUUUGGGUACUACCCCCCACAAAUGGGGGGCUGGGGUCGGGGUGGUGGUCCGGGCCCAGGUCCUGGACCUGGCCCCUUCGGCGGCAUGCAGUAUCCUCCUCCAGCAGGUUGGUUCCCGCCAGGUCAGGGGUUCCCACCUCCAGGCCCGGCACCGUGGAACAAUUACCAGUUUCCCGGUCCGGGAGGCCCUCCCACUGGCCCUCCAGCUGGCCCUCCGGGUGCUCCUGGACUUAACAACCGCCAAGUCCAUAAUAACCAAGCCCCAGACACACGGCCAAUCCCAAUCGGUGCUACUUCUACUGCGGAGAAGAAGCCUGCUACACCUGCUCAGCAAUCCGGUCUCCCCUCCGAGUCGAGAUCAUUCCAUCAAGCACCAGCGCAGCCAGCUCCAGCAAAUGCGCCGCCACCGCCAGUUGACUCAAAGCCGACCACAGAAGAAGUUAAGGCGACGGCAGCAUCCCUCUCAAGUGGGCCGUCGGCAACAGCGCCUGAAACACACAAAUCAGUUCCCACCGGCCCUAAGGGUUCACGGCCUACCCAAAUCCUGCCCGCUGUGCCUUUACCUAUGGCUCUCACUGCCAGGCCAUCACAGCCAGCCCAGGCGGGCAAAGCUAAAGCGUCGAAUGACCAAAACUCCGCCGCAGCAACCGCAGCUGCGCUGCGGGAUGCUACCCAGGCCGCAAAGGCUGCCGUUGCCGUUGCCAUGGCCAAGUUCGAAGUACCCGCCGGCGGCCAACAAGCGAGUGGCAAUGCUAUGGACAAUCUCACCAAGAAAGUCAACGAGAUGCGGGUGAAUGCUGCGCGGACAGGGACAGCCCCCCGAGGUGGGCGUGGGCGUGGACCCCGGCCGGCCAAAGUCGAGGUCCCCGAAGCGGAUUUCGACUUCGCGUCCUCGAACGCCAAAUUUAUCAAGCAAGAUCUGGUGAAUGAGGCAGUUGCUGGCUCCCCGCUUACAGAAACAUCGAAUGACAGCGCUUCGGCCGCAGCAGCAAUGUCUGACCCGGCGAAUCCUGCUUCUGCAUAUAACAAGUCGACGUCGUUCUUCGACAACAUUUCCAGCGAAGCUAAAGACCGCGCCGACAAUCACGGACAGAAACCGGGCGGCCGGGAGUGGCGCGGGGAGGAACAGCGCAAGAACAUGGAGACUUUCGGCCAGGGAAGCGUCGAUGGCGGCUAUCGCGGCGGAUAUCGUGGCAGGAACCGCGGAAGGGGAGGCCGCGGGCGUGGGUUUGGGCGCGGUGGUCGUGGCGGUGGCUACCGGAACCGGGACGCCGCCCAGACAGUCGCCCAAUAAACCUAGCGACUGGGUCACCCGGUGCUCUAGCAGUUGCUCUGCAUACCUUGUUGUAUCAUUACUUAUGGAUUGGUGCGUGCUUUUCCCACGAUAACGCGCAAUGGCCUUUGGAGGGUUGCUUUGGUCCGACAACUGGAGUUGAAGCUAUGAUUCGAAAAGCAUGGGAGAGAUAUCUCUUGCAAGCUAAUCAUUUUUGAGGCGGCGAACUCAAAGGGGGAGACGGCAACAUUUUGCGACCUCCACUGCGAGCAGAAUAGGAGAUAGGGCUACUGGAUAGCUAUGG